AUGGCAUCUACAAGCAACGUGACAGAAAUUAUUUUCUUGGGUUUUUCCCAGAGCCAAUAUGUACAGAAGGUCAUUUUUGUCAUGUUUCUCCUGAUGUACAUAGCCAUUGUGGUGGGCAAUGGCCUCAUUGUGGUGACUAUCAUGGCCAGCAAAGGGCUUUCUUCUCCUAUGUAUUUCUUCCUUAGCUACUUGUCAUUGGUAGAACUCUGUUACUGUUCUGUCACAGCGCCCAAACUCAUAUUUGACUCUUUGCUCAAGAGGAAAGUAGUUUCUCUUCAGGGAUGUAUCACACAAAUAUUUUUCCUCCAUUUCUUUGGCGGCACCGAAAUAUUUCUUCUGACGGUGAUGGCCUAUGACCGCUGUGUGGCCAUCUGCAAGCCCUUGCACUACGUCACCAUCAUGAACAAGAGAGUGUGUAGCCUCCUGGUGGGGGCAGCAUGGAGUGGGGGCUUGCUGCAUUCUGCUGGACAAACCUUCCUCAUAUUCCAGCUGCCCUUUUGUGGUCCCAACAUCAUUGACCACUACUUUUGUGACGUUCAUCCAGUGUUGAAGCUGGCUUGCUCAGAUACCUUUCUUAUCAGCCUGCUAGUCAUCCUCAAUGGCGGUUCCAUCUCAGUGAUCAGCUUUGUGGUGCUACUGGCUUCUUACGCGGUGAUUAUGCAUUCCCUGAGGAGCCACACGGCAGAAGAACGGCAGAGGGCGCUCUCCACCUGCGCCUCUCACCUGGCUGUGGUGGGUCUGUUUUUCAUACCCUGCUCUUUUGUCUACAUGAGGCCCUGCAUCACCCUCCCUGCGGACAAGUUUGUGGCAGUGUUCUAUACGGUUGUCACACCUCUUUUGAACCCGAUUAUUUACUCUUUCAGAAACACUGAGGUGAAAAAUGCCAUGAGGAGACUUGUGUGGAGGAAGGUGACAUGGGAAGAGAAAUAG
Meriones unguiculatus (Mongolian gerbil) is the source of this 930-nucleotide messenger RNA. RefSeq names its product olfactory receptor 4X1-like. Gene Ontology annotation, biological process: G protein-coupled receptor signaling pathway. Lineage: Eukaryota; Metazoa; Chordata; Mammalia; Rodentia; Muridae. The transcript has a single exon. The record is from RefSeq and is a predicted model, not a curated record. Gene Ontology annotation, cellular component: membrane. Gene Ontology annotation, molecular function: G protein-coupled receptor activity; olfactory receptor activity. Bases 1 to 930 code for a protein of 309 amino acids.